Carcharodon carcharias (great white shark) is the source of this 1290-nucleotide messenger RNA. RefSeq names its product zebrafish testis-expressed 38 (gene zte38). The record is from RefSeq and is a predicted model, not a curated record. Bases 1 to 1290 code for a protein of 429 amino acids. Lineage: Eukaryota; Metazoa; Chordata; Chondrichthyes; Lamniformes; Lamnidae. The transcript has 11 exons.
AUGGCAACGGCACAACAAAUGCGGGCUUCUGAGAAACAAAUAUCUGGGUGGAGUGCAAUAUUUCCCAAUGAUGUGACAACACAACACCAAUCCCUUGUUUUCAUUAAGAGAAUGAUGGCUGUGGGAGUAUCAUGCAUUACAUAUUUGCGUGGGAUAUUUCCCGAAGAUGCCUAUAGAACACGAUAUUUGGAAGGCAUGUGUGUAAAAAUUCUGCGUGAAGACAGUCGGUUUCCUGGUGCAUCUAAAGUAGUAAAAUGGAUGAUGGGAUGCUUUGAUGCUUUGGAGAAAAGAUUUUUGCGCACAAUUAUUCUGGGAGUUCAUAGAGAUCCCGAGGAUCCAAAUAGCAUAAUUGAGUCUUACCAGUUUAAAUUCAAAUACACUGCAGAUGGACCAAAGCUGGAUAUUUUAAGCAAUGUCAUCGGCGAUACAGAAGUAAGCCUUCAAGAUACAAAGAAAGCUUCCAUUCUGCUCAUCCGUAAGCUGUUUGUCUUGAUGCAGAGCCUUGAAAUUCUUCCUAAUGAUGUGUCUCUGACAAUGAAACUCUUCUAUUAUGAUGAAGUGACACCUCCUGAUUACCAGCCACCAGGGUUUAAACAAGGCGAGUGCGAUGCUGUGUGGUUUGAAGGAACCCCAGUCCAUUUUAAAGUUGGUGAUGUGCCCACUCCAUUCCAUAUGAUGAAAGUGCGAGUCACCACAGAGAAAGAGACAAUGGAACAGCUUGAGAAAGAGAACAUGCUGAAUGAGGAAACUGAAACUUCACUGCAGGGAAUGGAGGAAGUCAAAUCUGCCCCAAAUACGGGGGUCAAACAAGGCUGUGUGAUCACCUCCACCUUGUUCACCAUUUUCCUGACCGUCAUCGUCCACCUCAUCCGAGAUUACCUACUACCUGGUGUCAGCAUUCAGUAUCGUCUGGACGAGAAGCUCUUCAACCUUGGUUGCUUCUGGACAAAAACAAAACUCACCACCAUGGACAUCCGUGACCUUCAGUUUGCAGAUGACCACUGCGUGAUGGCUCACUCUGUACAGGACAUGCAAAAGAUGCUUGACCUCUUCAACUCCUUGUAUAAGAGGCUUAGCCUGUCCUUAUGCAUUGCUAGGACGAAGUUCCUUCACCUACCUUCCCCUGGCCAGUUGAGCAUCCCCUGCUCCAUCCACAUAGAUGGGGUGGCUCUGGAAUAUGUACAGCUCUUCCCUUAUCUUGGCAGCCACCUCUCUCAAGGGACUAGCAUCGAUGAGGAAGUCCAACACCAAGUCAACUGUGCCAGUGCUGCCUUGUUCAAGCUGUGCUAA